Molecule: messenger RNA, 1103 nt
Organism: Gastrolobium bilobum
Lineage: Eukaryota; Viridiplantae; Streptophyta; Magnoliopsida; Fabales; Fabaceae
Product: lysM domain-containing GPI-anchored protein 1-like
Exons: 5
Coding region: 15-1103 (362 amino acids)
Source: RefSeq, a predicted model, not a curated record
UAUUUUUCAGUGUCAUGUAUCUAGUUCAAACAAAAUCCACUAUUGAACCAUGUAACUCCUCAGACUCCUGCCCCUCUCUUCUCUCUUAUCUUUUGCCUUGGGACUCCAAGCUCUCUGAAAUUGCAACUCGCUUCCAUGUAAAUAUUUCUGAUAUCUUGGCUGCAAACUCUGUCUACCCCAUAACACCAUCAUGUGCACAUAGAAUCCUUGGUGCCAAAUCGAUAGUAAAAAUACCAAUUUCAUGUCCUUGUCUGAAUGGUAUCCGAAGGUCUAUGUCAACCAUUUACACUGUUGAGGCAGCUGAUACCCUUGCAUCCAUAUCAGAUGGUUAUGGUGGGCUAGUUGGUGCUGAACAAAUUCAGAUUGUGAAUGGCAUCAAUGCUACAAACCCGUUGACAAAUGGAGGCAGCCUUAUUAUACCAUUGCCAUGCACAUGUUUCAACAAUGUCAACAAUGGGGGAACAGCAAUUUAUAUUUCAUAUGUGGUGCAGAAGGAGGAGAGCUUAGGAAGCAUAGCAACAGUUUUUGGUACUACUAUUUCAGACUUGGAAACUGUAAAUGGUCUUGGCCAAGCUGCAGUAGAUCCAGGAGACAUACUAUCUGUUCCUAUUGCAGCAUGUUCAUCAGCAACUCUAAAUUGGUAUAAUGAAAGUCUGAUUGUACCAAAUGGAUCAUAUACUUUAACUGCCAGCAACUGCAUCAAAUGCACUUGUGCACCAAUAGAUCUCAAGAUGCAAUGUCUUCCUUCUGCACUGGAUAUCCCUUGCUAUAAUUUACGUUGCAAAGGAUCCAAUCUUGUUAUUGGGGAUGAAUAUGUGGAACAUUCCAAGACUGGUUGCAAUGUGAGCCAGUGUGUUUACCGUGGCCAUAGGGGUGGCAAAAUUCUGAGUAGUAUGAUGAACUUUUCUUACCUCCAGUGCCCGGCUAAUCUAAGUAAUAGUGGAGCAUCAUGUUGGCCUUCCCCAUCACCAUAUCCUGCAGAGCCCUUGCCAGUUUCUGUGGCUGCUCCGAGAACUCAUGGCCCUGGUGGAAGGCUUGGUCAAUUUUUAACCAUUGUAUUGCAGUUGUUCUUGCCAAAACUUAUCCUUUAUUUUCUCAUUUGA